AUGGAAAAUACAUCGGUUACUUUCAACUUCGGAAGCAACGAUUACUCGCUAAACACCACGUCUGGCAGCAUGUCCCCCGUUAUGGACAUCGGUUCGAUAGUUCGAAUGAUCUGCUACAUUCUCUUGAGCCUAACCAUCGUAGCCAGCAAUGCCUUAAUCAUAGCCACCUACUGGUCGGUCAAAGAGAUCCGCAAGGAUAUUGCAAACACUUUUAUCGUCAAUAUAUCAUACGCAGAUUUGAUGGUAGGACUCAUCAAUAUCCCCUUCUUGGGGAUAACGGACUUCUUCCAACGCUGGCUUUUUGGAGAGAUCAUCUGCAAGAUUCGUGUUGCCUGGGCUUACGUCAACACCUUUGUACCUGUACUGGUGGUGGUCCUCCUGGUAGCUUUUCAUCGGCUGCGGAUGUCCAGGAACCAUACUUACAGGAACGCUGUCAAACAGGUUCACGUCACUAUCAUCAUGGCCGCCUGUUGGUUCCUCGAAGCCUGCUUUGACCUGUUCGUGGCCUUUGGAUUUCCUAUAAUCACCAAGAAAAGUGUUCUGAAUUACGACUUUCAGUGCGACAUGGAAUUUCCUUACACUAGUCUUAGUUUCACAGUUUUUUUCGUCGUUCUCAAAUUUCUGAUUCCUUUGGUGAUCUACAUGGUUCUCUGUGUUAAUUUGUUUCUGUCAAUCCGAAAGGUAUCAAAUCGGAUAAAUGAUUCUAGUCGAGCAGUUGCUGAUACGACAAGAACCAUGGAAACACGUGGCAGGAAGUUUUUAAAAAGCAACGAUGUGAACAUGCCAGGAAAUGGCGAACAGUCAAUCAACAGCAUCAGUGGUGAAUUUGACCAGAAAUGUAAUCACCUAAAAACCAUGAAAGAACCUUCAACAUCUCCACAUAACCCAGUCGUUAAUAAUUUUAUGGUGGUGUUUGACGUCUCUUUUCAAGGAUCGUCCAACGCAUCAGGUCUCCACCCCGGUCAAACCUCUCGAAGUGAACAACCGACAUCAAGUAACCAAGUACCCUGCCCUCGAAAUAAUACUGGAAGCACUCGAGCCCAGAAGCACCGUCUGUACGGUCAUAGGCGAUCUGCUGUCAUGUUGUUUGUGCUUGUGAGUGCUUUCUUGGUCUUCUGGACACCUAUUCAAUGUAUAAAGGACUUCUAA
This is a messenger RNA of Strongylocentrotus purpuratus (purple sea urchin), 1149 nucleotides long. Its product is annotated as neuropeptide Y receptor type 1-like. Gene Ontology annotation, cellular component: membrane. Gene Ontology annotation, molecular function: G protein-coupled receptor activity. NCBI's taxonomy places the organism in Eukaryota, Metazoa, Echinodermata, Echinoidea, Camarodonta, Strongylocentrotidae. The transcript has 2 exons. The record is from RefSeq and is a predicted model, not a curated record. Gene Ontology annotation, biological process: adenylate cyclase-activating adrenergic receptor signaling pathway. Bases 1 to 1149 code for a protein of 382 amino acids.